AUGAGCAUGGACGCGUCCGAAUCGUUGCGACAACAGUUCCAGCUAAUACAGGAACAACAGCAGAAAAAGCUUCUCGCUAGAAAACAACGAAAGACCAAGAAUUCUGACAAUACAUCAAGGGACGAUGAAGAAGCUACAACGGUUGAAGGCUUCUGGGGACAUGACUACAAAAGCGAUCAUUUGGACUUAAAAGUAUGUCAGUUUUGUUUUGAUUAAUUUCAAAGUUUGAGUACUACAUAGAAUAAGCAUACUAACUUGGAGUUUCAUUCUCGACUUGCUCACAAUUUGUACACAAGGGAACACUAUUGCUCUGGAGAAUAAAAUGAGCGGUUACUUUUUAUACUGAUUCCAGAACGUAACUUGGAUCUGUUAAUAAAAAAUAAUUUUAGUACACUAUCGACCUUUUACACCCAAAAAUCAACACGCAUAUUCUCCAUACUGUUCUCCAUACAUUUCCUGAGGUGCUUACACAGAGAAUUUGUUAAACAAUCGAGAGCUUCUUUAGUUGGUGAUCAUAUUUUUUACUCUCGUGACCUUAAUUUUGAUUCAGGGAUAAUAUUGUUAAGAUAAAUUACGUUUUAGUCAGUCCUAGGGGUCAAAGGGUCUUUUUGUACCUCUGUAAUGCUGAAAUUUAAAAGUUACAAAUGUUGCUACUUUCAGCUUGAUUCCAAGGUACCUUUUGGGGAAGAGGCACCCAUACACAAGGAACUUGAAGACUUGAAAGACACUAUAAGGGUGAGUUGAUUAUAAAGUGAUAAUCCAAAAUUAUUUGCUAUCCUGGAAUCUUAGUACAAUCCAGAAAAAAAAAAUUAUAUUGCAAAAAAAUUUAUUCUCUUAACCCCUGCACCAGCAGUCAGGCAGUGUUUUAAAAAUGGUUUUUCCCUGACAUCUUAGAGUAGGAUUUUAAGAUUUCCUGUUACUAGUCCAUGGCAUUUUUUAGAUUAAGGCUCUACCAGAUAGGUCCUUCAUCUUGACAUGGUUACAAGAAUAAAAUUUCUUUGAGCAGAUGAGGGUAUCAUUUGCAUAAACUCAUUCUCAUGAAUCAUACAGGUUCUUAAAGAUGAAAAUGGAAGACUUUACAAGCUUCUUGGUGAGAGAGAUGAAGAAAUGAGGAUUCUGAGAAAAGCUCGAGAUGAAGAGAAAAAGGCUUUGGCAGGUAAAAACUAAUUUAACAAUGACAUAAUAAAUGUUGCUUCUGAAGGAAGGUUUUUUUUGAAGGUUUUUCAGGUGUUCAAGCCAGUCAAUUGCUGAUUUUUUGGACAGCAUUUCAGAUUUGGUCUCUAUUCUCAGAUAAAUUUAGCUGUCAGAAGGGGUAUAGUGUAUAAUUAUUAUUUAAAAAAAUGGGGCUGCAUUGUUGCAGAGAACUGUAAGAUAAUUUGGUUUUAGCAACUGAGUUGAUAAUAAGAAUUGGUUAUUGGAGACAGCUUCUAAAGCUGAUGUUUUAAAUGUUAGCUAUUUGUCAGAGCAAAUAGAGGAAUUUUGGGUUGUGUGUAGUUCACAGAAAGAUGGCAGAGCUGCCCUAUUGCUACACUUUUAAGUAAUAUUGAUUACGUUAUCUAGAAACUUAGUUUGCAGCUAUUUUUCAAGUAGCAUGUUCACCUGGCAAAAGGGGAUUUUAUUACAAAAUAUGUGUUGCUUGACUAGUCAGAACAAAGAUCUCUAUGAUCAAUCCUCAGUCAUUAAAAUUUUAAGUGGUUCAAGGAAAGGUAGAGGAAAGGUAGAGGCCCCAAAUGAUUUUUGAGGAAACAUAUGCCUCUCCUUGUGUUCUGCAGCUGUAGGUCUGUAGGUCAGGUCUCUUGACAGUCACUUUGGGCUUUUUGUCCAUGCAACCCUUUAACUGCACUUGGUUACUUCAUGUUCUAGAGUGCCUAACUGCUGUGCAGUAUUUUGAGGGUUUAAGCCCCAGACUGAACCAACACUCUGGGUCUUAAACCUUCAACUUCCAGAAGUGAUUAACUUGUAACUUUUCCCCAUAAUAUCCAUACUUUAUCCAGUGAAAAGGCAAAGAGAAAAUUCAAACUUAUCAAGUAGAAGUUGUUAUCUUGAUUCAUUACCAAAUUCUCAUAACUAGUUUGCAAGAAAAUCUGUAGCAGCUAGAGGAGAGAAUUAAAAAUCUUGCAAGUUAAAGGGUUAAAAUAACUGAAUUUGUCAUGACAUGCACAAUUGGUUAGCAUUCUAGUCUUCUUGGAAAGGAUGAAAAACUGCAGGUCUCAUCUUGUGCAUCUUCUUUUUACUGGUUAGCAGGAGACAUUAAAGAAACCAUACACUUUUUUGUCAUAUGCAGCAUAUAGUUAUGGUUUAUGGUUCAUGGAACAUAAAUAUGUGUAUUUUGUGUAGAAUUUCCAUUUGAUUUUUGUAACUCUGUUGUUCUCUUAGGCACUGGAGUGGCUGCUGACACCGCUGCUGGUAGAAUCAUGGAACUGUCAAAGAAGAACAGAGACCUGACUGCAGACUUGGAAAGUGAACGUAACAAAGUAAGGCAACUGAUGAAGAAGAUGAGAGAGAUGGAAAGAGAGGUACAUUGCAUUGAUAUAGUAGCAUGAGAGUUGUUCAUUUUGUAGCUGUCCACUCUUAAACAAAAGGUAACUCUAGCACAUAUUUUUUUCUUUCUUUAAUGCAUGCUGACAUUUGUUGAAAGACUUGACUAGAUGCUUACCAGUAAUGUAAAAAUAUGCUACUUUUAAAAUUAUCAAAUGCAAAUCAGUGGAAAAUAUUUUACUCUUCAACUUCUAUUGCACUGUUGGACAACUUUCAUUUUCUUGUUUGCCAGAUGGUAUCCUCAGGAAGUCUGCAGAGUAACUCAAAACAGCCUGGUGAAGAACACAAAAUUAAAUCAAAGUCAUCAGACUCAGAAAAGGUACUGGUAGCUGCCGAGUCAUUCAUAUACAAAUUUUUGAACUCACACGAAAAAACCCUGAACCUUGCUGAACCAAACUCCUUAGGGAAAAAAAAUGGUUUGAGUUGGGGUGGAGGGGAGGGAGGGGGGUCGAGUCAGGUGAUAGUAAAUGACCAAAAUCAGCUCUUCUUUUGAGUUACUGAGUUAACCAAGUUCGAGUUAGUAGCGUUCCAUUGUAAUAUCGUACAGAAAGUGAUAGACAGUGUAGAAAAUAAAUUAUAUAUAACCAGCAUCCUGCAGUAUAUGAUGCUAACCAUAGAUUCAUCUGUUUUGUAGGACAGUUCUGAAAUUGCCUCUCUGCAGGACAAACUGAGCCAAGCAAACAAUAAAGUGGCAGAAUUUAGGAAUCAAUGUGACAAACUGAAGAAAGAUUUAAAGGUUGCACACAAGGUGAGAACACUCACUUAUUGAGGUUUUUCAUCUGCAAAUAUUUUACGAUCUUAAAGUGUCAUUUAAUUUCAGUUAAUGCUGGCGUAUUUAUUCUUUUAUUUUUUCUAUUCAUUUAAGGUCCUUGCAAAGGAGGUUGGGGAUGGUUUCAACAUCACCACACUGUUGAAUGACUCCAGUGGUUGGAGAGGACGACAACAGCAGAUCACGUCUUUACAAAACAAGGUAAAAUUUAUCUUAAAGCUCUUCGUAACUUCAGCUGUUUUUAGUGCUUCAAGUAAUAUAUCAAGCACGAGGAAGAGUGUUUCAUCCGAUAUCCAAACACCGAGAAGUGGUUGAAAAAACGAUGCGCAGCCGAGUUUUUUUUUAACCAACUUCAAAGUGUGUGGAUAUCGGAUAAAACGCCCUUUCGAAAGUUUGAUAAAGCUUCUCAAACCAUUAAUAAUUCUUGGAGAAAUUCAAAGCAAAAGUUCACCAAAUUUUAUGAUAAUUAAGAUCACAUAUCCAAACCUCCUUCACGGUUGUAAUUUCCUUUGUUUUCUCAGCAUGAAUUAUGAUGAGUUUGAGAAUGGAAUAGAAAGUUGUAACGGUCGUGAUAACGAUGAGGCAUUUAUAUAGCACAUUAUCCAUACCAAUACUCUCUAAGGCGCUUUACGACACUUUUGGAACUCUUUGGCCACGAGCAUAUGACAAUUUUAAAAAAUUGGUGGUUCCCCCACUUUUUGAAACAAGUGCAGACCACAAUAACCUAAGUUACGUUCCCCACUCCUUUUGAGAAAUGCGUGGGUUCUUCAACGUCCCCUGCUAACCAGUGAAGAGAAGAUGCUGGAGAGGGGGGUUGUGGUUUAUCAUUCUUAACAUGCGAGAAGAUCAGAAUGUCUAAUUAUUUGCAGAUGUCAUUGCAAAGAGAGCAACAUUCUUUUCAGCUAUUUUAAGACUCUGAAUGUUGGUCAUGUAUUCCACUCGACAGGUUACAGAGUUAAAGGCACAGUUGAGUCAGGUGGCUCGUAGCGGCUCAACCACAUCAAACAACAUACUUCUGAGAUCAGCCAUGAUGUCACCAUCCAGCGCUCCUUCUCAGUAUGACGAAAAACAUCGCUCGGUGUUAAAAAAGAUCGAGAAAGAUCGUAAGGAGGCGCAAGAGGUGAGAGACGUAUAUAAAAUCAUAGCAAAAAGAGGGGUCCCGGGAAUAGCGUCAGUAUAGCGUAGCAGAGGUACAAUGAUAAACAUAAGUUACCAUCUGUUAGCAUUUUUUUCAUUUUGCAACUAAGAGAAGGCUCUUGAACGCCAAAUAAAAGUAACACCUCAAACUUUGCUUCAUUAUGUGUAAAAUUGAGCUUCUCGUGUUAUAUUUUUUUUAUUUGUAUUUCCCUAAUAACGUGUCAUCUAAAUGUCUCUGAUAACAUACUCGACGUAAACGUAUUUAUUCUUUGCUCAUGCGCUUAGAAGGAGGGAAAGAAACGACUUCAAUUUCGAGUAGUUGAGAAUUAUAUUUUGUUGGUAUAUUGUACAUGAUACUUUUUUUUGAUAGAAAACUCAGGCGGAGUUAGAGAGUUUGGACCAAGAACACACCAAAUUACAACAGAAACACGACGCCGCUAAAGCGCGCAAUAAGGUGCUGGCUAGUGAACUGAAGGGACUGAAGGCUCAAGUACAAACUCUACUAGAGAAAGGAGCUCACGAUGAUGAACUUAUUGCAGCUCUUAUGGUCUGUUCAACGAAUGAAUGCGUAGCUCUUUGUAUUUAUUAUUGUUGCUGUAAUUACUUUGCGCUUAUGCAGGAAAGGUUGACUGCGCGGUCAACCUACGUGUUUUUGGUUAGCGGAGAUUUACUUGAGAAGAACUCUCUGGUAGUGUUUUACAAAUGGGGUUGAACUUCACGAGCCCAGUAUCAAUAACCAAUAACUUCUGGAGCCAAUCGAUCUAUCUGUUGCGUUAACAUGGCGAGGAGUUUCGCUCCUUCUGCUGCAUGGCUUGAUAGUUCAUCGCACAUAACCCCAGUUAGUACAUGUAUUUUCCGAGUUUGCUAAAUGACAGUUAUCUGGCUGUCCAAUGUACUCAAUAGUGGAGAGAUACAUUGUGAGAGUGAAAUGUCUGUUAUAAGAGCACAGCAAAGUUACCAGACUGGGGCUUGCACCGUUCCUUUCAAAAUGGAGUCAAACAACCAUAAGAAAUAAGAAAUAAGAAGAGGGUAUGUUCCUCCGACAUUGUGAGUGGCGAUUGCUUCUGGAUUGCAAAUGUUCCUGGUAAGAUGAUUUUACUCCGGUGUUAUCUUGGAAUUAAUGGAGUCAUAUCAUUUGUUUUAGAGGGAGCAACAACAGCUGAAGAGUGCAGCAAUUAAAAAGGAAGCUUCCUCACCCCCUAAACUAGUGAACAAUCAACAAGACAAGGCGCAAAUAGAACACCUUACAUUGGCAUGCCAAGAGCGAGAUGGACGGAUACAGCGGCUUGAAGAGGAACUCAGUAAGGCGAGAGUAACUCUGCAAAACACUAACGAGAAAUAUAAGGAGCUGUGCGAGCGCGAGACAAAAUCUGUAGCAUGUGGUACAGAGGACUUACCGACAAAUGAAGAAAGGCUGAAUAACAAUAUUUUUGAAAAUGCUGCCCCUCAUGAGCCGGUCUGUAAAGGACCAUUACCGGUAAACGGUCGUGUGGAGGGAGCAUUAUCCAACGGGCCUCAUGUGGAGAGGGCCGAGCGAGUAGGAUUUCAAAAUAACAGUUACAUGUCACAUAAAAGACAGGUGACUCCUUCGCAGUAUCAUUCAGAAGGGCCUGUUAAAACCCAGGGUCCAUCCGUUCCUGGCAGUCCAGUUCGGCGACACGUGAUGUCACGAGGAAGUGCGAGUGGCACGUCGGGAAGGAAUUCAGCACAGGGAUACCAGUUGCCCCCCACACCACCAAGUGGUGGACGUGGAAGUAGGGGACGCCGGAACAGUGUUGGAGGCAGGUAUGUAAAAAGUGGUACUACUGGUUACUUCAUGCAUGAAAGAAAAUAAAAGCAAAAGGAUGAAUGAGAAAAUGAAAAGGAAAAACUCCGCAUCGGCAGGCAAGAAACGAUGUUUCGCAGAAUUUUAGCCAAUCAACGCAGAAUUUCCUCUUUGUGUCUCUUAGAAAUCUUGUUGUUUUCCUAAGUUGAGAGCUGCACCAGGAAUACUGCCUCAAAUUUUGUCAACCAGUGGCUUCCUUAUAACAUUCUUUAGCCGUAAUUUAUUUUCGAAAGAAACAGCCCGCUGGUUUUUACUCAAUUUUGGUUAUUUCAGUGAAGAGAUCCAAUUAUUAAAAUCUCAACUACAUGAGAGCAAGUCCCUGUGUCAGGCUGCUGAAGUUGAGCGGGAUCGGCUCCUAGAACUGGUUACUCUCUUGCAGAAAAGGUAAUUUACUCAAAGGUUUUUUACGACAGUAGGAACGCGAAGAGAUUUGCGGUGGUUUGGGAAACUAACGGAUGAUUCAGUGAAUAAGAAACUAAUUGCAUAGGUUGAAGGUGAAAAUCGGUUUACAAGUAGGGGUUGCUGUGAUUGUUAAUCAGGCGUUCAGCAAUUUAGCUGGCAGAUAGGGCCACACGACCCUCCUGCAACCGGAACUAGAACACUUUUCCCCUUGAGCUUUUCGUUCCGUCGUUCGUUGGUUAUUUUUUCCUUUUCUAUUUCAUACGUAAAAUUCGCUAUAUAAAAAGGAGAGGUCAUAUGUUGAAAAUUUCAUUUGCUAACUGCUUUUGGAUCUAUUAUAUAAAUGUGUGCUAUAUUUUCAGGGUCGAUGAAGCUAAAAACAGUGAGUUAGAGGCUAUCAACAAAUGGCAGCAGGAACGACGUCAAGUCGUUCACGUGGAGAAGCAGCUGAGUAGAGUCCAGUCGGGACAGGGCGUGGCUAAGGGGCGGGGCAAAGGGUAUGGGUCCGGGGGCACAGGACAGGAAAGACAAGGAAAGCCAGAGGACUUGGACGAUCUUGCAACUCGGUAAGGAACGUGAAUACCCCACUCGGUCGAUUUUUGUAAAUCCGUGAUGAGCCAACGGCAUUUGCAAAGUGGUCAGUUUCUACCUUAUGUGACAAUUCGCUCUGAUGAGAAAAAAGCUUUCCAAAAUUUUGAUAGCGCUGUUGUACUAGGGAGCGUAACUUAAUUUAGCCAUUGGCUCUCUUUUUAAUGACAGUGUUUUUGUGUCCGAACCUCGAUGCUAUGCGAUAUUCGAGAUUUGUCUUUUAUUUCCUUAAGUGAGGGGAAAGCUUCCUUCGUUUAUACUGUGAAUUAUUUGCGGUAAGGGUCAUAUUCGGCCGUAACCUUACAGGAAAAUUAUCAGGUUCGACCGAUAGAAUCUGUUCGUUUUCUGGUGUAGGCUGGCCAUCCAGACAGACGAAAAUGACGCGCUGAAAGAAGCACUCAGUUCCACACUGAAAGCCAAAGAAGAGGACUUGAAAUUUUACCAAGAGAUGAUCGAUCAAACAAAGAAGAUCUUCUUGCAAGGGCUGAGACAAUUUAGACAGAACUCCGCUCCCAGCUAAUGUAUUCCGUUUGGUGUUUGGACUUGAUACUCCAACCCAGAUAAUAUCAUUAUUUACAUGAUCAAGCCUUCAAUCGCUUAUGUCUGUUUUUUCAUGUUUUGUUUCUUGUGGUAAAAUAUAGAAAGCAAAAUAUUUGGGAG
Pocillopora meandrina is the source of this 7916-nucleotide messenger RNA. NCBI's taxonomy places the organism in Eukaryota, Metazoa, Cnidaria, Anthozoa, Scleractinia, Pocilloporidae. The record is from the annotation of a GenBank genome assembly.